Owenia fusiformis is the source of this 918-nucleotide messenger RNA. Lineage: Eukaryota; Metazoa; Annelida; Polychaeta; Sabellida; Oweniidae. The record is from the annotation of a GenBank genome assembly.
UACGAAAACACACAAGCUGACAUGGGUGGAAGCUAGGGAAAGCUGUUGGUCCAAGGAUGCCUUCUUGGCUGCAAUUACGUCUAUUUAUUCUUAUGGGCGUAGGGAGGCUGCAUGCAUAAAGGAAACACUGAUUAACUGGAAUAAUAAAGAUUCACCUCCGUAUAUUAACCAUGAACGGCAGCAAUACAUAUACGCAGCUGCUGGCUACUUAGCUAUAUUCGUUGCUACAAGGAUGUCCAGAUUAAAAACCAAAAAAUGCUUGGGACAUGAGAAAGAAAGGAAGAUGGCGGCGAAAUUGAUGUGGAUCGUAGCAACCGACUUCUGCUGCUGGGUUCCAGUAAUAAUCAUGGGAUUUCUAACCUAUUACAAGGUACAGCUGCCAGGAGAAAUUGUUGCAUAUGUAAGUAUAUUUGUGUUGCCAAUCAACAGCGCUAUCAACCCAAUACUCUACACAUUUAGCACACUUCCCUUGAACGUACUACGGCUAAAAUGCAAGUGUAGAUCAGCACCUGAGCCAACACAGACGCCAAACCCAACUUCAACAAAUGAUUCAGUUAUAGCAGCCACAACAAGCACUAAACGUUGAGUGUUAAGAUCGAAGAAAUAGAACUAUCAAAGGAAACGAGGUGAUGAAUUAUGAAUACCAGCAUGUAACAAUUGUGUGUAUAUCCUAACGAUCGAACUAUCAGUCUAAAGAAACAAAGCUGAUAAAUUAUGAACAAUAGAAUGUAAUAUUUGUGUAUAUAUCUAAGUGAAUGAGCUUUCAGUCAAAAAGGGAUGUAUUAUGGACACUAGGAUUUACCAUUUGUGUAUGUAUCCAAGUGAUUGAACCAUGAGUUAAAUGAAACGAGGUGAUGAAUUAUGAACACUGGCAUGUACAAUUUUUGUAUAUAUCUAAGCGAUUGAACUAUCAGCAAA